This is a messenger RNA of Lodderomyces beijingensis, 786 nucleotides long. NCBI's taxonomy places the organism in Eukaryota, Fungi, Ascomycota, Pichiomycetes, Serinales, Debaryomycetaceae. The record is from the annotation of a GenBank genome assembly.
AUGUUCAAACAUACACAGCGCUCCAGCAUAAGCAGGAGUCUACGUGCGAUCCACACCGUGCCCAAACUAACCCACCAUGAAACCUGGUCGAAAGAAGGGAUUCCCGGUCUCUUUACGCCGAAAGGAUACAAUGCCGCUUGGACAGACUAUCAAAACUACUUGAACACCAACCUUACCCUCUUGACCAAUGGCACCGCCAACGAGACCAAAUCUCCCUAUCAGAUACUCUUGAACACGGCCAAGCAGACUACCCAGCAGCACACCUACCAUUACGCCGCCAUGUCGCACAUGAACCAUUUUUUCUUCCAACAGCUCGCUGAUCGUGACACGGCGAGGUUGUCCAAGCCAUCGCGGUUCCUCAUGGAAAAACUCAUGCAUCAGGAUAUUUUGGACGUGGAUGCGUUGAGGAGCAAGUUGCUCUUGAUGGCGGAGAAUGCGCACGGGCAAGGGUGGGUCUACUUGGUUGAGGACAAGGACAAGAAUUUACAGUUGCUUACGUGUCAUAACGACGGAACGCCCUAUUAUUUCGCCAAGAGACAGCAGUUGGAUUUCAACUCUGGAAUCGACGAGUUGAGCUAUAAGCAGUUGGAGAAUAUGCAAUUGAGGUGCCAAGAUGAACUGGUGAAGCAACGCGAGGAAGAAUACAUGUUGCCUAUUUUGGCUAUCAAUUUCUGGGACCAUAUGUACGUUGCGGACUAUGGUGUUAAUGGUAAAGCCGAGUAUUUGAACCAGUUGUGGGAAUAUUUGAACUGGGACGUGAUUAACAAGAGGUUGUUCCAGAUAUAG